AUGGCUCUCACUCUCGAGGCCGUCUCUCAGUCUCUCAUCCCCAAGUCACUGUUGCUCACCAUCUUCGCUCCUCCGGACUUCGCCUGCAAGAGAGCCAGCCAACCCUCCCUCUCUCUCCUCCAAUUCCACUUCGCCCCUCUUACUCUCCCCCUCCAAACCCUAAAAUCGCUCCCCGCCGGCACCAAGAUCCCAACUCUCCUCUCUAGUAGCUCCCUCUUUGUCACCUCGCCUCUUUCCGCCACCGGAAUCUCUCUCAACGGCGUCAGGGUCACGACCGCCGCCUCGCGGAUCUACUACGACGGGUUCUUGAUCGUUCUCAGAGCUGAGGACUUCUUCGACCCAAACCCGAAUUCCGGUCAUGGAUCCAAUGUGAAAGUUACCUUUGUCGAACGGUAUAAGCACGAUUGGGUUUCUGGCGACUUCUUGGUUUGA
Messenger RNA from Rosa chinensis, 432 nucleotides. Its product is annotated as putative fasciclin-like arabinogalactan protein 20. Bases 1 to 432 code for a protein of 143 amino acids. The transcript has a single exon. The record is from RefSeq and is a predicted model, not a curated record. NCBI's taxonomy places the organism in Eukaryota, Viridiplantae, Streptophyta, Magnoliopsida, Rosales, Rosaceae.